AAGAAGGAGUUCCCACUAGGAGAAAAGGAGGAUUCGAAGCGUUACCGCCCCAAUGACAGACAGAAGCCCCUUCGAAACGGACAUGCUCACCCUGACCCGCUACGUUAUGGAAAAGGGGCGCCAGGCCAAAGGGACCGGGGAGCUAACCCAGCUGCUGAACUCCAUGCUGACGGCCAUCAAAGCCAUCUCCUCAGCUGUGCGCAAGGCCGGCCUGGCCCAUCUGUAUGGAAUCGCAGGAAGCGUGAAUGUGACGGGAGAUGAGGUGAAAAAACUGGAUGUGUUGUCCAAUGCCCUGGUGAUCAACAUGCUUCAGUCCUCCUACAGCACCUGCGUCCUGGUCUCCGAAGAAAAUAAAGAGGCCAUCAUCACCUCCCAGGAGAGGAGGGGGAAAUACGUGGUCUGCUUUGACCCACUGGAUGGAUCGUCCAAUAUCGACUGCCUGGCCUCCAUUGGAACCAUAUUUGCCAUCUAUAGGAAGACCACAGAGGAAGAACCUUCAGAAAAGGAUGCCCUGCAGGCUGGUCGAAAUAUCGUGGCCGCGGGCUACGCCCUAUAUGGCAGUGCGACGCUGGUGGCACUCUCUACAGGGCAAGGUGUGGACCUCUUCAUGCUGGACCCGGCUCUUGGUGAAUUCGUGCUGGUAGAAAAAGAUGUCAAGAUUAAGAAGAAAGGAAAGAUUUUCAGCCUCAAUGAGGGCUAUGCCAAGUAUUUUGAUGCUGCCACCACUGAAUAUGUACAGAAGAAGAAAUUCCCUGAGGAUGGCAGCGCUCCCUAUGGGGCCAGGUACGUGGGCUCCAUGGUGGCUGAUGUGCACCGCACCCUGGUCUACGGAGGGAUCUUCCUGUACCCAGCCAACCAGAAGAGUCCUAAGGGCAAGCUCCGGCUCCUGUACGAGUGCAAGCCUGUGGCCUACAUCAUCGAGCAGGCAGGAGGCAUGGCCACCACAGGCACCCAGCCUGUCCUGGAUGUGAAGCCCGAGAGUAUUCACCAACGGGUCCCCCUCAUUCUGGGGUCCCCAGAUGAUGUGCAGGAAUAUCUCACCUGUGUACAAAAAACCCAGGCAGGCAGGUAGUGAGUUUGACCCUGCAAACCUUUCUUCUCUUUAUCUUUUACUAAGGGCCCUAAAUUUAGAUAAACAGGGAUGGUGGGGAGGAAGAAACAAGGCAAACCUACUAGAUCACAUUCAGAAGAGCAACAACCAAUGGCCAAAGUUAGAUUCAAAAGCCAGAGGACAUUCUGUGGUCAAUGUGAAAAUAAAAACCUGUGGCUAAAAAUU
Molecule: messenger RNA, 1276 nt
Organism: Fukomys damarensis (Damara mole-rat)
Lineage: Eukaryota; Metazoa; Chordata; Mammalia; Rodentia; Bathyergidae
Gene: Fbp2
Product: fructose-bisphosphatase 2
Exons: 7
Coding region: 53-1072 (339 amino acids)
Biological process (GO): fructose 1,6-bisphosphate metabolic process; fructose metabolic process; sucrose biosynthetic process
Cellular component (GO): cytoplasm; cytosol
Molecular function (GO): fructose 1,6-bisphosphate 1-phosphatase activity
Source: RefSeq, a predicted model, not a curated record